AUGGGGGUAGCCCAAGCCGUCCGCCGUCUGAGUGAUGGCGGCAGGGCAGGAGAGCUUCAAGAAGAGGCAGUGGAAUCCCCUCCCAGCUGCCCAAAUGGCAAACCUGUUGUCGCCCAGCCGCACAACCGUUUCGUGAAGAAGGACGGCCACUGUAACGUACAGUUUAUCAACAUGAGCGACAAGGGCCAGCGGUACCUCACCGACAUCUUCACCACUUGCGUGGAUAUCCGUUGGCGAUGGAUGCUCGUCCUUUUCUGCCUCUCUUUUGUGCUUUCCUGGCUUCUCUUUGGCUUCACCUUCUGGCUCAUAUCUGCGCUGCACGGGGACCUCGGUCCGAAGGUCCCGCAAGCCCCCAAGCCCUGCUUCUCUGAGAUCACCAGUUUCAUGGCUGCCUUCCUCUUCUCCCUGGAGACCCAGACGUCCAUUGGGUACGGCUUCCGCAGCGUGACGGAGGAGUGUCCCUCCGCCGUGGUGGCCGUCGUUAUGCAGUGCAUAGCGGGGUGCAUCCUUGACGCCUUCAUUGUCGGUGCCAUCAUGGCCAAGAUCGCCAAGCCCAAGAAGCGCAACGGGACCUUGGUCUUUAGCGAGACUGCUGUCGUGGCUAUGCGCGACGGCAUGCUCUGCCUCAUGUGGCGGGUGGCCAAUCUACGCAAGAGCCAUCUGGUGGAAGCCCAUGUCCGGGCACAGCUACUGCGGUCUCGAGUGACCCCUGAGGGGGAGUACAUCCCCCUGGACCACGUUGAUGUCAACGUGGGUUUCGACAGUGGUACUGACCGCAUCUUCCUGGUGUCCCCAGUGACAAUCAUCCAUGAGAUCAACGCUGAAAGUCCCUUCUACGAGUUCGGCCCUCCCGAGCUGGCUAAGGGUGACUUUGAACUGGUGGUCAUUUUGGAAGGCAUGGUGGAGGCGACGGCAAUGACCACGCAGUGCCGCAGCUCUUACCUGCCCACCGAGAUACGCUGGGGCCACCGCUUCGAGCCCGUGCUCUUUGAGCGGCGGGGCCACUACGAGGUUGACUACCAGCACUUCCACCGCACGUACGAGGUGCCAGGAACACCGGCUUGCAGCGCUAAGGAGCUGAGCCAGCGCAAAUACAGGGCCCCUCCCGCGGGGGCCACUGCUGCCCGUGCCUCCUUUUGCUACGAGAACGAGGUGGCGCUCAGCUGCUGCCGCGAAGAAGAGGAGGAGGAAGAGAAGCAGGUGAGCCGGCGGGUGAGCCUGGAGAAUGAAACGGACACUGCCACAUGA
Molecule: messenger RNA, 1248 nt
Organism: Euleptes europaea (tarantolino)
Lineage: Eukaryota; Metazoa; Chordata; Lepidosauria; Squamata; Sphaerodactylidae
Gene: KCNJ14
Product: potassium inwardly rectifying channel subfamily J member 14
Exons: 2
Coding region: 1-1248 (415 amino acids)
Biological process (GO): regulation of monoatomic ion transmembrane transport; potassium ion import across plasma membrane
Cellular component (GO): plasma membrane
Molecular function (GO): inward rectifier potassium channel activity
Source: RefSeq, a predicted model, not a curated record